Messenger RNA from Aspergillus melleus, 336 nucleotides. RefSeq lists its product as uncharacterized. The record is from RefSeq and is a predicted model, not a curated record. Lineage: Eukaryota; Fungi; Ascomycota; Eurotiomycetes; Eurotiales; Aspergillaceae. Bases 1 to 336 code for a protein of 111 amino acids. The transcript has a single exon.
AUGACAAUCGUCAGUUUCAAUCCCAAUCUACUGAUCCCCCUGGUCCCACGUAUUCCCCGAAUGGUUCUCAAGAUUAUCGGAAUGAUUACCGCCCGAACAACCAGAGACCCGCUGGAAACGGCCCUUAUCAAGCCCCUUAUGCUGACCCCCGAUUCAGAUCGAACCAAAGCCCCUCGUCGAACCCGUUUCCGCAGCGUCAAUACGAACAGUAUGGGAACCAACCAUACAAUCGGAAUGACCCCCGAACCGAUUUUCAGUAUCGAUCACUCUGGAUACAGACUCCUCCCUUCCCGCCGAAUCAGUCGAAUCCGAAUCAGCAAGAUCAAGACCAAGUGA